Pistacia vera is the source of this 999-nucleotide messenger RNA. Its product is annotated as flavonol synthase/flavanone 3-hydroxylase-like. NCBI's taxonomy places the organism in Eukaryota, Viridiplantae, Streptophyta, Magnoliopsida, Sapindales, Anacardiaceae. The transcript is spliced from 3 exons. The coding region runs from base 1 to 999 and encodes 332 amino acids. The record is from RefSeq and is a predicted model, not a curated record.
AUGGAGAUGGAGAGAGUGCAAGCUUUGGCCUAUGCUGGGCUCAACGAGCUUCCGGCUCAGUUCAUCAGGCCAAUCAAUGAACGUCCCGAGAACAGUAAGCCCAUCUCUGGGGUGACUGUACCUGUGAUAUCCCUAUCACAGCCACGCCAUGUCAUUAUAGAGGAGGUCUACAAGGCAUGCAGGGAGUGGGGUUUCUUCCUUGUCACCGAUCAUGGGAUAUCGUCAGCUUUGAUUCAACAGCUACAAGAGGUGGGCCAGCAAUUCUUCGGGCUCCCCCAAAAGGAGAAAGAAGCCUAUGCAAAUGACCCAGCAACUGGUAAGUUUGAAGGGUAUGGUACAAAGAUGACCAAGAAUUUAGAUGAGAAGGUUGAAUGGGUGGAUUAUUUUUUCCAUGUUAUGUCACCGAAAGCUAAGACCAACUAUGAUAUAUGGCCCAAACAUCCACAUACCUACAGGGAAGUGACAGAAGAGUACAACAAGGAAAUGUUAAGGGUGACAAAUGAACUCCUGGAGCUUCUUUCAGAGGGGUUAGGCGUGGAAGGGAAUGUUUUGAAAUCCCAUUUGGGUGGAGAAGACAUAGAACUAGAAAUGAAGAUAAACAUGUAUCCACCUUGUCCACAGCCUCAACUGGCCCUGGGAGUUGAGCCUCACACUGACAUGUCUGCACUCACCAUACUCGUCCCCAAUGAUGUUCCAGGCCUUCAUGUAUGGAAAGAUGGGAAUUGGGUUGCUGUCAAUUACUUGCCGAAUGCACUCUUUGUCCAUGUUGGUGAUCAAAUUGAGGUGUUGAGCAAUGGGAAAUACAAGAGUGUUCUUCACAGGAGUAUUGUAAACAAGGAGCGUAUGCGGAUGUCAUGGGCAGUGUUUGCUGUUCCUCCACAUGAAGCAUUGAUUGGACCACUUCAAGAGCUCGUGGAUGACGAUCAAAACCCACCCAAAUACUCAACCAAAACCUUCGCUGAAUAUCGAUACCGCAAGUUUAACAAGCUCCCUCAGUAA